Messenger RNA from Gregarina niphandrodes, 468 nucleotides. Its product is annotated as interferon-induced 6-16 family protein. Lineage: Eukaryota; Apicomplexa; Conoidasida; Eugregarinorida; Gregarinidae. Gene Ontology annotation, cellular component: membrane. Bases 1 to 468 code for a protein of 155 amino acids. The record is from RefSeq and is a predicted model, not a curated record. The transcript has a single exon.
AUGACUCCGCGCGGAGACGUGGCGCCGUACGUCUGGAGAACUUUUGCGUGUGAAGCUUGCAAGGAUAUCACUGAGAUGGUUGCUUUUUUGGCCCUACCUGCGAUGGCAGUUCCUACAUUAACCGUCACAGGUUUGGCUGCAGGUGGCGCGGUCGUAGCUGUCGUGGCAGCACCCUUCGCACUUGCGGGUCUGGGCUUCACCGCAGGCGGUGUCACAGCUGGCUCGGCAGCUGCUGCCGCGCAGUCCGCGCUUUACGGAGGCGCCACUACCGGUGCCUUCUCUGCACUCCAAAGCGCCGGCGUCCUCGGACUCGGCACCGUGGGUACGUCUGUCGCCGCUGGCACCGGGGCAGUUUUGAGUAUGCUGCACGAAUCGAACCCAACCGAACCGGGUCCAUCACACACCCCCACACACGCUGUUCCUGCAGGCGGCCUGGCGGGAGUCGCGGCGGGGCUCGCUGCUUUGUAA